GCAAGUUCCGUUCCCUGUAAAGAGAAAACGGGGAAACGAAAUAAACAAUGAGAGAGAAAUUCCAACAGAGAGAAAGAGCAAUCAUAGCACAGCUCUCUCUCUCUCUCUUUUAUUCCGAUCGUGAGGGUAAAGAAGUUGGUAAAGUUCGAGCCGCAGACGCAGUUGUUGAUUUGCAGGCGUGAGUUUCCUCGGGGCUUCCACUUGUUGCUUUUGAUCGUUUCCUUUUUUAGGUUGAUCGGCACUUCAAAGCAGCAUCGGAGCAUUACAUUGGUUUUGCAAUCGUGUUUGGCGUCGUGUUAUUCGGAAAGCCAAUCAAUCCAGCAUUAAAACUCCCCAUCAAUUGGAAUCAACGGACUGACUACAAUCAAGUGGAACAUUGCGGCAUAAAAUUACCAAGUUAACUGCAACCCCCCGAUUCAAACGACCCGGAAAUAGCAGAUAAACCCGCAUCCAAAUGCAUCAUCGUCAAUAGGCGAUCGAUAGGCGAAGAGGAGGCGUACAUUCAAUUGCCAUCGCCAACGAGAUGUCAUCCGACAGAAUAUCUAUCAUUUUCAAUAUUCAACUAAAGUGUUUCGUUUUGUGAAAUACAGCAAACAUCACAAGCGCCUUGUGAUGUGAUGCAAAUAGAGCAAUACGGCUGAAGCAAAUCCAUCACCACGAAUAUCGAAUUCAAAGUGCUACAACCUUGUCGUAAACCACCAAAUCCCACGGUUACACUGGCAAACACUGCAGCAGAUCAAAACGAUAAAAGGAGGCAACAGCGUAAAACAGCGUCGUUUGAAGAACAGCAGCCGCCAUUACGGAUGGUCGAUUUUAAUUGACCACCUUUUGCUCGGUCACCGAAUGCACAAAUCUUAAACACCGGUAACCGUGUCCGAUUCCGAGCGACGUCCGUUUCCAAAAGUGUGCGUAGCACUAGUUUAAAUGCAGGCAAACAAAGCGUCCGUAGGCCACAGUUUGACGGCGGUCGCAACAUUACCAGCCCGUGCUACGUUUGCGCCUCUGUAAUAUCCAUGAGGAGCGCAGCGCACACACGAUAGAAUAUUUAUGAUACCAUCACGAAACACGGACUCUCGUUAGAAUUUGGCUGGUUGGUGUGUGCCGAGCCAAAAUCGAUUAUACUUCGAGGUUGUGUUACUCUCGAUGCCAUAAAUAACCGAUAACUAACUGCCCGUACACAACCGUCUCGGAGUUAGGCACAGUUGUAUAAUGGCGACGGCGGAGUAACUUUGCAGGAGACGCUACGGGUUUGCUUUGCUUUACUUUGUCCGGCACUUCGCACUUGCCGCAGCAAAUCUUUGCCGAUGGGGCAUUUUCUUAAACCGGACGAUACAUCCGAAAUCGAGCCAUUCGAACCGGAGCGCACCAUCUACCUCGGUUCGACAGAGACGGGCACGACGGCGUCCAUGAUGGGCAGACGGGCCAAACCGAAACCAACCAUCGUUAGCAGCUCGGAGGCACAAGCUGCUGGUAACAACAAUGGCCAAAGCGGGCCUUCACACCCCAGCCCAAACAAGCGGCUCACCAAACCAAAGCAGAAAACGCGGGACUCUGAUUGCUGCAGCAUUAACUUUAUCAAGUAUUCGCUGCACAUAUUCAACACCAUAUUUCUGAUAUCGGGUUUAGUUAUAAUUGGCGUCACCUUGUGGACGAUAUUCUGGAAGCAUCAGUACAUUUCCCUGCUUUCCACCACCAACUAUGUUAUCGGAACGUAUGCCCUAUUGGCCGCUGGUUUGCUUGCCGUUGUCGGCGGUGUUCUCGGGUGCUGUGGCGUAUGGCACGAGCAGCGGGGAGUUUUAGUGCUGUACACUUUUGUGCUGCUGAUCGUGUUCCUGCUGGAAUUUAUUGUGGGCGGCUUAGCUUAUCUCUACGAAACGCAAAUCGAGACGGAGCUGCAGCACACGCUCAACGCAACCUUCAUGGAGCACUACGGCGUGAGUGAACAACAAACAAAAGCUGUCGACAGCCUGCAGCAGGAGUUUUCCUGCUGUGGCGCGGUACGGUUCGAAGAUUGGCGCCACAGCGUGUGGUUGCGGUCACGGCGCAAAGAUCUGAUAAAACCCACCGAGGGACGUUUGGUGCCAGAUUCGUGCUGUAUAACUGUGGUUUCCAAGUGCGGUCUGCGCGACGGUCCCAGCAAUAUUCACUAUACGGGCUGCAUAUACGAGAUGACGGAUGACCUGAAAUAUCAUUUGAUAAUACUCGGCGCUAUCGGGCUGGGGCUGAGCGUGAUACAGGUGUUCGGUAUGGUGCUGUCCUGCUGCCUGUACGUGAAGCUCAAAAAUGUGCUCGACUGACAAAAGCCAGCGGAUCCAAUAGUCGAGCUAAUGGAUCCGCUCCCGGACAACAUCAGCCUUAUCUAUGGGUACGACGAUCAGCGCGUAUAAUGGAGCAAUCAUGCCUUGUAACACGUUACCUGCUUGCAAGUGCUUUUUUUAGCACUGGUAGUGUAUCCGGUAGGACAAAAUAGUCACAACAUAUCAUGCUGCCAAACUGCAGUCCAAACUGCAGUGUUUGGCACGAUGCACAGGUGCAGCAUAAAGCAAUCGGUUGAGAAGAAGAGAGAAAACCAAACUGCAUCGGCAGUAGUGUUUGUACAUUACUAACACAACGUAGCGUAGGUUUUGCAUUAAGAACGAAGAACAUUUCCAAAUAAAUUAUGCCUUACGUAGGAGAGGGGGUAUUGCAUAGCAAUUUAUCGGCGGGUUCUAGUUAAAAAUCCCCGCCAAUCGUCACGUGUACUAAUAUGAUGUAAAAUUUAAGUUGUUAUGGAUAGAUCGGCGUUGCGGGUAGGAGAGUUUAGAUCGUAAUGGGAUAUAGGAGUUUCUAUCCACAUAAUGGCAUUGUUGUAGUCGGUGUUCCAGAAAGUCUAAGCACAAUUUCACAUAUGACGUUAAAAGAAAUGAUCAGUUAGUGUGCUUUGAUACUUAAAUCAAACUGUCCUACCAGGAGUAGUUCUUACGGUGAUUCGCAAGUACAGCGAGGAGUCUAGCUUUCAAGACAAGAAAAGAAUCUGGACGUAAAUCUGUGUAAAUGUGAACCAAAACAUGGAAAAAAGUUUUAGUUUUCUAUGCGUAAAAUGAGUGCUUCCAUGCGAGAUUUGGCCAAAAUACAGAGAACCCCCAAGAAUAGUUUUGGGCCCUGACAAAUGCUUGCUUGCCACAUGAAGGCAAUAGAUUUCAUACAGACUUUUGAAAAAGAUUGGAAAAAAUACAUUCAAAAUCAUUAAAACAACAGUCUAAGGUCGAUCAUAAGUCCUCUCAUUGGCGUACGCUUAAAUGACACUUAAAUGAAACCCGGAGGAAAAGUCACUUCAAAAUCGAGUAGAGUGUUAUAGAUCAUAGAAAAUUCAAAUAAAAAUUUGAAUCGUUUAAUCGUUAAGCUCAUGGUGGUAAUUUCAAAUUGUGCUUAGAAAUACUAGACCACCGUAUAUCAUUCAAGGGGAAUGUUUCAAAUAGAUUGUGGAAGCUCGCUGUCAAGCUUUACAUACACCACUUCCAGGCGGGUUUAAUUGUUCGCUUCCCCUGUUCUGCUACAAAUGUUUCUAGUCGCUCCUUCAUUCCUCUGUCUUGUCUCGUAUACUAAGCGUAACCUCCCUGCAUCAGCAUGGCUUUAUGCCAAAUCGAUCGUCCAAGUCCACUAACCUCAUGUCUUUGAUGUUUUUGAAUUGGACGUUGAUUAUGAAAUCAUCCAAACUUGGUAUUAGAGAUCCAACUACUUUCUUGGUUGAGUUCAUAUUUUUUGGGCGAAACUAUAGAGUAAGAGAGGAGAACUCUCUUUCUGAAGCCUUUGAAGCUUCGCCUGGGGUUCCUCAAGGGCGCUUCCAAUUUCCUUGUCCAUAAAUGGCUGUGUUAAUAUUCGUCAAUCUUCAAUCUUUCGAUAAGUAUUGUGUUACAUCGUUUGAUCGUUUGUCUUCCCUAGUACUGUGGGACCAUUUCUUUUGCAGAACCAGAUUGAGUAGAGGUAAUAAUACUAGGUAUCUUGGGGUUUGGCUUGACGACAAACUGUCUUUUAGCGAUCAAAUAGCACGCUCACGCUCAAUAAAGCAAAUAAAAGUCUUGGAUUUAUUAUCCGCCUGUCCUCUGAAAUUUGCGAUCCUCUAUGUCUCAAAUCACUACACUGCUGCCGGGUUCGAGCAAUAUUGGAAUAUGCUGCUGUAGUUUCGGCCCCCCUUACUCUCAUCGCUGUCGACUACUUGGUAUUGAAACGAUUGCUUUUUAAUCGCUGAACUAUUCUCGAAUGAAUUUGAUGCUCCUGCACUCCCGACGUCCACGAGACAGACCUCAGCUCCUUAUUCCAACUCGUGGUUCACGCCAUAGCCAGAAUGGCCCUUCCUACAAGCGCUAGCGCUACUUAGCACACUGAUGUUUAGGCUAAGAAUUCAUUUUUUGUUAAACCCACGUGGCAUACAAAACAAGAAAGUAAAUAGAUAAAUGCAAAAAUAAGGUAUAAAAUUUCAAAUUAGUAGCUACUUCCUUGGAAAACAGUUGAUUGGAAAAUUCCACAACAUGGGCGCAAUAUUCCACAAUCUAUUCGAAACAUUCCCCCUAAUGAUUCAACAAUUCAAUUAUGUGGGUUGAAUCCCGUUAAGUGUACUUAGGUCGUUAAUUAAGAAGCUAGAAUAAGAGUAAAAAACACACAUCAAGUGCUAGAAACAAAAGAGCGUAGACAAUAAAUUUUAAACGGAUAUUUAUUAUA
Anopheles stephensi (Asian malaria mosquito) is the source of this 4698-nucleotide messenger RNA. Its product is annotated as CD151 antigen-like. Gene Ontology annotation, cellular component: membrane. The record is from RefSeq and is a predicted model, not a curated record. The transcript has 7 exons. Bases 1305 to 2297 code for a protein of 330 amino acids. NCBI's taxonomy places the organism in Eukaryota, Metazoa, Arthropoda, Insecta, Diptera, Culicidae.